AUGAGCUCCCCAGAUGGGCCACGAUUCCGGUCAGGGCUGCUCUCCGGGGCUGCCUCCCCCAGUGGCGAGGAUGGCUUCUUCCCCUUUGUGCUGGAGCGAAGAGACUCAUUCCUGGGAGGGGGCCCAGGGCCUGAGGAGCCUGAGGACCUGGCCUUGCAGCUGCAGCAGAAGGAGAAAGACCUGUUGCUGGCGGCAGAACUGGGCAAGAUGCUUCUGGAGCGCAACGAGGAGCUGCGGAGGCAGCUGGAGACACUGAGUGCCCAACACGCUGAGCACGAGGAACGACUGCAGCAAGAGAACCAUGAGCUCCGCAGGGGCCUGGCAGCCCGGGGCGCUGAGUGGGAGGCCAGGGCUGUGGAGCUGGAGGGGGACGUGGAGGCGCUGAGGGCCCAGCUGGGAGAGCAGCGCUCAGAGCAACAGGACAGUGGCCGCCAGCGCGCACAGGCGCUCAGUGAGCUCAGUGAGCAGAACCUCCGGCUCAGCCAGCAGCUGGCCCAGGCCUCCCAGACUGAGCAGGAGCUCCAGAGAGAACUAGACGCCCUUCGGGGUCAGUGCCAGGCUCAGGCCCUGGCUGGGGCAGAGCUAAGAACGCGGCUAGAGAGUCUGCAGGGGGAGAACCAGAUGCUGCAGAGCCGCCGGCAGGACCUGGAGGCACAGAUCCGAAGCCUGCGUGAGGAGGUGGACAAGGGCCAGGGCAGACUGCAGACUACUCAUGAGGAGUUGCUGCUGCUACGGAGGGAGAAGAAGGAGCACAGCCUCGAGCUGGAACGUGCUCGCCUUGAGGCUGGGGAAGUGCUGAGCGCCCUGCGGAGGCUGCAGCGGCGCGUCUUGGAGCUGGAAGAGGAGUCACGCCUUCAGGACGCCAACGUCUCUAGUGCCUCACUGCAAUCGGAGUUGGCCCACAGCCUCGAAGGCCACCAGUACGAGGACAAGGGCACCAGUGUAUGUGGAGACACCCAGAUCACCCCAUCCCUGGAGACCCAAGAGGCAUCCAGACCCCCAUCUUCACCCCAGGAGGAGAGCUUGGAGCCCCCUAAGAAGCGAGCACCUCUAAGCCCAGUGGAGAUACUAGAAGAGAAGGAAGAGGAAGUGGCUAGGCUGCAAGAUGAGAUCACACUGCAGCGGGAAGAGCUGCAGACCUUGAGGGAGGAGUUGCAAAGGCAGAAGGAGCUGCGGGCAGAGGACAAUCCCGCGGAGGCCCUAAACUGCGCCCUCUUGGACCGUGACGAGGCUGUGAACAAGGCCGUGGAACUGUCCCUGGAGCUCAGCCGCGUUUCGCUGGAGAGGGACUCCCUGUCCCGGGAGCUGCUGCGCACCAUCCGCCAGAAGGUGGCGCUGACGCAGGAGCUGGAGGCCUGGCAGGACGACAUGCAGGUGGUGAUCGGGCAGCAGCUGCGCUCACAGCGCCAGAACGAGUUGAGCGCGGCAGCAUCGACCCCACGCCGCUCCACAGCACGCUUCUCACUGCGCCUGGGCCCCGGGCCUGCCGGCGGCUUCCUCAGCAACCUUUUCCGAAGGACCUGA
Urocitellus parryii (Arctic ground squirrel) is the source of this 1524-nucleotide messenger RNA. It is a transcript of the gene Bicdl2, whose product is annotated as BICD family like cargo adaptor 2. The record is from RefSeq and is a predicted model, not a curated record. Gene Ontology annotation, biological process: vesicle transport along microtubule; Golgi to secretory granule transport. Lineage: Eukaryota; Metazoa; Chordata; Mammalia; Rodentia; Sciuridae.